Megachile rotundata (alfalfa leafcutting bee) is the source of this 654-nucleotide messenger RNA. RefSeq lists its product as uncharacterized. NCBI's taxonomy places the organism in Eukaryota, Metazoa, Arthropoda, Insecta, Hymenoptera, Megachilidae. The record is from RefSeq and is a predicted model, not a curated record.
AUGAACAAUAACACUUAUUAAUAAUAAUGAACAAAGUAAAUAUGACAGGUAUCACAAAUACCAUAACAUCCACAAUGAUGUUUGACAGUGUUAAAAAUCAUACAAUGGCAACUAACAUAUCCAAUGAAACAUCCGAAGCAUAUGUAUAUUCUACAGAAGAAACUGGUAGUGCACAACAGUUAUGGAAUGUUUCUAAAGCCACCACAUCAUUCGCUAACAGUACACCAGUUUUCUUAGAGACGUCCAGCACUAGUAUAUACAUGUCAACAACAACAGAAACAUUUGAUGAAUUUGGUCCUCCAGAAGGGAUAGAAUACAUUUUUGUACCACUUGGUGUAGUGGUCUUUGUUAUUGUAUUAUCAGCUGUGGUAUGGGUAAUAAUAAUCUCCAGGAAAAGAAAAUUAGAACGUUUAAGACAUAGACUUAUGCCAAUGUAUAACUUUGAUCCUGGAGAAGAAGAAGAAGAUGAUUGGGAAACUGAAUUGUUGGAAGAAUGUUAUAGUAAUCAUCAAAGACGUCAAGGCUAUCAAUCUAUGGAUACAGAAGAAAAUGCUGAACUUUUCGGAAAUCGUUGAUGAAGUAUUUACAAUAGUCACUUAAAAUCUUUAUAUUACUUGAAACUUAUCAAAUUAAAAACUCACAAUAUUCAUUAGA